Phyllostomus discolor (pale spear-nosed bat) is the source of this 3277-nucleotide messenger RNA. It is a transcript of the gene ZC2HC1C, whose product is annotated as zinc finger C2HC-type containing 1C. The record is from RefSeq and is a predicted model, not a curated record. The transcript has 3 exons. The coding region runs from base 371 to 1963 and encodes 530 amino acids. Lineage: Eukaryota; Metazoa; Chordata; Mammalia; Chiroptera; Phyllostomidae.
CCUCGGCCCCCAGCCAGGGGCAUUCGCGGCGAGAGGCGGGGCUGGGCGCGCAUGCGCUCCUGUCUCCAGGCAACGGGAAUAACAGGGGCCAGCUGAGAGCGCCUGCGUGGCCGUCGGUUGAGUGAAGGGGGUUUGGUCCGGAAAACUAAGUCCUGAGCAGUUGACCCUAAGAGCCUCAGGUAUGCGGAAGGGCGGGAAGACAUGGGGUCAGCACCUCGACCUCCCAAGGGCCCGGUGGACAAAAGAGUGAAGGCUUGUCUCCAAAGCGGAGUCCCCAGUGGGGGCGUCCGGCUGACCUUCCAGGACAGAAUGUGACUUCCGUGUUCCGGAUCCAAAACGCUCCGCAGUCAGGCUUCAGUCCAGGCCCUGAAUGGCUGGUCUGCAUUUGGCACCACCUCUGCCUGUGGGCGUUAUGCUGCCGUAUAAAAAACCGGAAGCUCCAGAGUUCCACUCAACUAAGCAAAGCCCCUAUGAAAAAACGGACUCUUCCCCGCUGUCCUCCAUGGGGCACCUGAGGAGCAAUUCCCAGGAGAAACUUUUAGGCAACAAAGAGUCAGCGCUGGGUAAUCUGCACACUCAGUCCCGAUGGCACACCUGCACGAAAGCCCAGAGCUACUUCUGUUCUCACUGUGCUGGAACCGGGCAGCCAGAUCCAAGAAGCAAUCUCCAGAGUCAAGCACAGGGUUUCUUUUACUCAUCAGGCCCUCAAUCCCGGUAUCCCAAAGCAAAUAACCAGGAAUUCAUCCCCUUUACAAGGAAGCGAGUUGGGGUGGACCGGGCAUACCCACUGAAACCCGUGUUCCAUCGGAAGUCUCGAAGUACAGGUGAGAGUGGCAUGGACUGGGACCCGAAUGUCUCUCCAAGGCCCCCCGAGCCACGGGAGUUUUCAUGCAGCAGCUCUGGUCUGAGGAACUGGGCAAACUCAUCUGUAGUCGCUACUGUUGCUGCCACACAGGUGGAGAGGGCCAUGGCAAACCCCAAGAGGACUGAGUGGAUGCAGAUCCAAAGACUAGAAGCCGCAGGGGAGAGUUUAGAGGAGGAAAUCCGAAGAAAAGAGACCCUCCUGAGGGAGAAACUGAAGAAGACGGAGGAGGAACUCAGAAGGAUCCAGAAAGGAAAGGAACAGACUGAGGAAAAUGAAAAAGGAGAGGUACAAAGACUGACACGCCCCAGGAGGAGAGUUCAAGGGAACAGCAUCGCCCUGCACAAACCGGUCUUCUCCCAGGAAUACGAGCCUAAGGAAGCCUUCGGUAGAGACAGUGGAGAGGCUGAAACUUGGGCACGGUCUCAUGAAAAUUCCAGUCCACUCUUGUUCUCUGAUUAUGGGAUACAGAUCCUCAAAAGGGAAAGACUAGUGGCACACAAUAACAAAAUCCAAGACCAAGUCUCGGAGCGGGUGAAAGAGGAGUUUUCUCAGCCUUCACAGGCGCCAGGCAGUGCUUUGCCAGGGUGCGCCAGCAACUCGAACUUGUCUAGGGCACCAGACUCCGCGGGUUCCAGCUGUUCCACCGAAGAGCCAGAGCUCGGCGAGUGCAGUCACUGUGGACGCAAGUUCCUCCUGCUCAGGCUAGAGAGGCACUCCAGUGUCUGCAGCAGGAUGCAGGGUUCCAAGAGGAAAGUGUUUGACUCCUCCAGGGCCCGGGCCAAGGGCACAGAACUAGAACAGUACUUGAACUGGAAGGGACCAGCCUCAGUCAAGGCUGAACCGCCUCGGAAGAGCAACUGGAGACAGAAGCAUGAAUCUUUCAUCCGUACCCUCCGCCAGGCUCGAGAGGUCCAACAGGUCAUUGCCAAAGGUGGAAACGCCUCAGACUUGCCUCCCAUCCCACCCGCAGAAAACCCAGACUAUAUUCAGUGUCCUCACUGUAGCCGCCACUUUGCUCCCAAGGUGGCUGAGCGGCACAUUCCCAAGUGUAAGACCAUUAAGAACCGUCCUCCACCUCCAAGAAAGCAUUACAGUUGAGCAGACAACAGUGGAAACCUCCUCGAUAACUCCAGGAAGCUCUGCUUCUCUUCAGCAGUAAGUGGGAGAAUAAUUUGAUGCAAAGCAGGACGAACUAAACUUUUACAUCUCCCAGAUCUGCCCAGAGUUGAAAUCAGGGAGGAGAAGCCCACUGCUAAGCAGCAGAAGGCAGAAGGAAAGCUCACUCCCCACUAAAUUACCACCUCAGGCUGGUGGGUCUUAUGUUCGUCCCCUAAGAACUGAUGGGCGAAGACACACGAGUAGCGAGCAGGCUACAUUAAAGCCACCUUACAGGCUCACUUGUUCUGCCUUCUUGCCACUGCCUCUGCCUCUCUGUCUGGGGUUCCUGUUAACUCUUCCUGCUCUUGCAGGAAGUUGGCUCAUUAGGAUGAGCUGGUCUCAGAGGUUCAUGGUCACCCAGAUGAUAUCUCUUGUACAAGAUAGUAUGAUUUUGUUGUAAGGCCAAUGGAAGCCCAUCCUUGACCUCCCUGGUGCACGGUCCUGGCUAAAAGCCCAUACGAGCAUGAGAGGUCAGAGUGCCGAUAUAUCCUAACCCCUCCCUGUGGUGUACUGUGUAAUGAAGGCAACCUCACCUUGAUCUACUGCAAAGGGCAGGGGUGGGGGAAGCACACUGUCUGUCUCUGCAGUUCUUUUCUAAUGCCAAAAGGGGGGAAGCAGCUCCAGUUUCGGCUGGUGCUAGCACUCUGCUCUCAAACUAGGCUGGUGGAGUUGGUUGGAUGGUGUUUUAAAUGAGGCAGCAGAAUGCACCAUCAAAGCAAGCUGUCACAUGUCCCUGCUGAAGAUGCCAGUUACCUUCUAUUCUAGAAAGUACGCUUGGAAGGAAGAGGUGCCAGAUUAUUUUCUCUCUGCAAAAUCAGGCCUAAUGCAAGUAACCUUUAUUAGGCCCUCAGUAAAUGGGUUUGAGGGAUUUAAAAUUAACCAAAUAAUGAAAUGGGAGAGUCCCAGACUUGGUGUGUGGGAGCAGUGGUGAGGUAAUGUCUGAUGGGUGGUAGCAGUUCCGAUAGGAUGAAGCUGGUGUAGCAGGUCUACCAGUAGGAAAUACUAGUAGGGUUAUUGUCUUGACAGCAUUCCUCAAAUGGCUAGUUUAAAAUCCUGGGGAAAAAAAUCACCCAGCCUGACCUGGGCAAAGGGGACUAGGCAGAUGACAAAACCGUGUUUUACCCAACAGCAGGUGGCCACUCAGUCCGGUUUCAUCUCCUUGGCAGCUUCUGCCGGGUGACUGCGCUAACAGAGCAAACUGAUUUGAAACGUGAGUUUAAGGCUUCGGCUGUGAGGCUCCAGGACACUAGGCUG